Colletotrichum phormii is the source of this 858-nucleotide messenger RNA. Its product is annotated as pyrroline-5-carboxylate reductase. The coding region runs from base 1 to 858 and encodes 285 amino acids. Lineage: Eukaryota; Fungi; Ascomycota; Sordariomycetes; Glomerellales; Glomerellaceae. The transcript has 3 exons. The record is from RefSeq and is a predicted model, not a curated record. Gene Ontology annotation, biological process: L-proline biosynthetic process. Gene Ontology annotation, molecular function: pyrroline-5-carboxylate reductase activity.
AUGGCACCUACGUUAGAAUCCAGCAAGAUCGCCUUCAUCGGCGGCGGCAAUAUGGCCGCAGCGAUCAUCGGAGGCCUGGUCGCAAAGGGCAUCGACAAGCAAAACGUCACCGUCUCGGAGCCGUGGGACGUGAACCGCGAGAAGAUGGCCACCCUCGGCGUCAAAACGACCACCUCCAACGCAGAGGCCUUUGCCGGCGCCGACAUUGCGAUCCUCGCCGUCAAGCCCCAGGUCGCAAAGGGCGUCUGCAAUGAGCUCGGCAAGGCCAUCUCGGGUCAGGAGAAGACACCCGUCGUCGUCUCCAUCGCUGCCGGCAUCACCCUCGAAGCCCUCCAGAAAUGGCUGGCGCUCGACGACGGUCGGUCCCCCCACGUCGUGCGUGUCAUGCCCAACACCCCUGCCCUGGUGGGCGAGGGCGCGUCUGGUCUGUUUGCGGGUAGCGACGUGACGGACGACGAAAAGAAGUUGACUGAGGCGCUUAUGGCGAGCGUCAGCAAGGCGACGGAGUGGGUUGACAAGGAGGAGCUGAUUGACGUCGUCACUGGCUUGUCAGGAUCCGGCCCUGCGUACUUCUUCGCCAUGGUCGAACAUCUCAUCUCCAGCGCCGUCGGUCUUGGCCUCUCCCCCGAGCAGGCGAAGCGCUUGGCCACCCAGACCUGUCUCGGUGCCGGCAAGAUGCUCGUCGAGUCCCCUGAGGAGCCCAGUCAGCUUCGCAAGAAUGUAACCAGCCCCAACGGCACCACCCAUGCUGCCCUUCAGAGCUUUGAAGCCUCUGGCUUUCAAGAGAUUGUCGACAAGGCCGUCAAGGCUGCGGCGGAUCGCGGCGAGGAGCUCGGAAAGACUCUGGGCAACCAGUAA